Molecule: messenger RNA, 1164 nt
Organism: Haliotis rufescens (red abalone)
Lineage: Eukaryota; Metazoa; Mollusca; Gastropoda; Lepetellida; Haliotidae
Product: glycine receptor subunit alpha-2-like
Exons: 7
Coding region: 1-1149 (382 amino acids)
Biological process (GO): chloride transmembrane transport; chemical synaptic transmission; signal transduction
Cellular component (GO): membrane; neuron projection; synapse
Molecular function (GO): chloride channel activity; neurotransmitter receptor activity; transmembrane signaling receptor activity
Source: RefSeq, a predicted model, not a curated record
AUGCACAAGACUUCUUUGAAUGAGGAAAGAAGCUUCGCAGUAGCACCAAUUGCCUCGUCUAAAGACUCAGCACAGUACAUCUACGAAUGGCUAAGCGCUGUUGAUGAGCUCUGGGUUGACUUCCAGGACAUCCUCUGCCAAAUACAGGCACCAGAACUAAAAGAAUUCAGCGCCAGUUUCCUCCUCCGUCAGGAGUGGCGAGAUCCACGCUUAAAAUAUGACGAUCUGAAUAGAAGUAUCGUUAUCAGCGAGAAACGUCUCGACUCGCUGUGGGUGCCUGACUUGUAUUUCCCCAAUUCCAAACGAGCAAGCAGACAUGAAAUCACUACCCCAAAUGUCUUGAUUCUCCUGUCUCCUGACGGAACCAUUUUGUACUCGCAAAGGUUGUCUGUGACGCUAGCAUGUCCCAUGAACCUCAUCAACUUCCCCAUGGAUAAGCAAACCUGUCACAUCGACAUGGAAAGUUACAGCCACACGUCAACAGAUAUCUACUACGAAUUUGCGACUGAACGGGAUGCUGUGGACAGCCGCCCGGGGGUACAGAUUCCAGAUUUUCUGAUAACCGACGUGACAGUGGGGAAUUGCCAAAACAAAUACACGACCGGAGCCUACACAUGUCUCAGGGUUGACGUCAGUAUAGAAAGAGAGAUCGGCUUCUACGCUACACAGACCUACGUCCCAAGCAUCCUCAUCGUCGUGUUGUCCUGGGCCUCGUUCUGGAUCGACCACGAGGCAGUUCCCGCCAGAAUCUCCGUGGGGCUCCUAACAGUGCUCACCAUCACCACCCAGAGCUCAGGUGCGCGCGCACAACUUCCCAGGGUUCCUUACGUGAAGGCCAUCGACGUGUGGAUGUCGGCGUGCCUGGUGUUUGUGUUUGCCGCCUACAUGGAGUAUGCUGUCGUCACGGUGAUGUUCCGACGACACAAGAAGGUGCUGAAACAGGACGAUUCCAUAUCUCAGCUUAACCAGUUAACCAAAGAACCAUCACGGGAUGAGGUGAAGACCGGAAAUGGAAAACCGGAAAUGCGCAAUGCUGACUACUCCAAAGACAGAAGCAGACAAGUCGAUAACAUUUCCAAAUACGGAUUUCCGAUUUCCUUCCUUGUAUUCAACAUCGUGUAUUGGGUGUAUUACUUACACCUCGCCUGACUGGACCCACGCAAG